UGACAGAGGCCGGCAGAGAGGCGUUUGAUCAGCUCUAUCGACUGUGGGAAGGAGAAAUGAGGAACAUUCUGUCCACACAGACACCAUCGCCACUCCUGCCUCUGCCGCUGGACUGUCAAAGUCAGCUGGUCAAAGACGUGCUCAAUGUACUGAUUGGGGUCUCCUCCGUCACGUUUCCUCUCAACGAGGCUAGUGUGCAGUUCGAUGUCCGUCCAGAUAUAUGCGUGUCUGGGACAUCCCCAGAGAGUGUGUCCCGUCUGCUGAGUGAACUGGCACAGUACGGCACACACUACCUGCGUCUCAGCCGGUUCUCCCUCAGCGGCGGCAGUCAGAAGGGACUCGUCUUCCAGGCUUUCACUGGUGGUCUGCGGCGUUACCUGCAUUACUACAGAGCGUGUGUGUUGAGCACUCCGGCUUCUCUUAGUCUCCUCACUAUUGGCUGUCAUUUUCGCAAACUGGGCCGUCAGCUGAGGUAUCUGUCAGAACUGUGUUGUGUGGAUGGAAUCGCCGGUGUGGGACGAGCAACAUUUCCCGUGGGUGUAAAGCUGCUGUCGUGUCUGUAUAAUGAAGCUCAGAGUAACUGCAGUAAUGAGAAUCAUCCGGUGCUGCUGUCUCUGUUGAAGAGCAGCUGUGAGCCGUACACACGUUUUGUUUCAGACUGGGUGUACAGCGGCGUCUUCCGUGACGUGUAUAAAGAGUUUAUGAUUGAGGUCAAUGAAGAUUAUCUUACCUACAGAGAUAAGAACUUCUGGACGCAGGGCUACACACUUAUUUCACGGGAUGCAGAGGAUUGCGUGCCGGUGUUUCUCAAACACAUCGCCAAUGAUGUUUACGUCUGCGGGAAAACUAUUAACCUGCUGAAAAUCUGCUGUCCACAGCACUACAUCUUUUGGUCGGACAUCCCGGUGCCCAGGAUCGCUGUGACGUUUUCUCUGCAGGAAGUUGAGGAGAUUGAAAGAGACUGCGCCGUUUACCGGGGGCGAAUGGAGACUAUCUCUAGACACAGCGCCAUCAGCAGGGAGGAGCAGGCCACGCGGACUGAACAGGCCCGACAGGAGCUCAUUAACCAGGUCAGAGAGUCAGCGGCCAAAACCCUGGAGAGAAUCAGAGGCCGCCAGGUGUCGCAGCGUCUGGCAGAGGAGGCCCAGAAAAGGGAGCGAUUCAAAGAGAUGAAGCAGCAGCUGGAGCUCGACCAGGAGUGGCGUAGCACCGCAAGACGGAAGGAGCAGGAAGAUGAUUUCAGUUACGCACGAGAACUCCGAGACCGAGAGCAGAGGCUGCAGGCCCUCGAGGAGCAGCUGGAGCGCCAGGCACGGAUGGAUCUGAUCGCUCAGUACAGUCAGUUGUCAGAAGCGGCUGCGAGACGAGAGCUCAGAGCAAUGUGGAAAGUGCAGAGGAUGAAACUUGACGAGCAGAGAGUCAGUUUCCUGCAGAAAGAGCAGCACAACAUACAGGCUCUUCUGGAAAUGAAGUUUAGUUUGGGAAAGGACGACCCUCUUCUGGAAACACCUCACAUUCACCAGCCUAAACAACUACUCACUGAACAGCAGAAUCUAAGUGAACCACAAACUGGACAUCCUCCAGUGCCAGAAUCCUCUGCUUCUCCCUGCCCUCCUGCAAUAAGUCAAGCUGUAAUAUCAGAAGGAAUCGACACUGCUGACUUCCUCCCCAAGCCUCCACACAGCCCUAAAAGUGGUGCCGUGACCCAGGCACUCCAUGAUAUUGGAUCCGACCUGUUGCCGAUUUCUCAGGCACCCAACCCAAGUGUGCCACAUCCAUCAGCUUCCCACAUACAGCUCGGAGAACAUGUUUCGGAAGUCUUGGAGUCCUUCCCAUUGCCUAGUGAAUUUGGACAGGCAUCCAAUUCCAGCUUUCCGUUAGGUCAGUUCAUUCCAGAGGGGCUGGUAGGUCAACCGAAAGCUAGUGUUCAUGGACACCCUUCACAGAGCUUCGUUCAGCUGGGAGACUCCACUGCCUCGGGGCGGAUCAUGGGCCCGGUUCACUCCGAGUCAAACACUUCAACCCAGACCACUCAAGAGAGCACAUGUGAAGCAGAGAGCGAGAGCCGGUGUACAGAAAAACAAGCGACGGGAACAGAGCCCUCGGCGGCCAGCGCAGGUUCAGAGCCAAAGCAAGCCACCCAGGAGCCAGCAGAUGAAGCCAAGUCCUGCGAGAGUGUCAGCCAGACCUCUCACUGUUCUCAGCCAGAGCAAGAACAAUCUGUGUCUCCUCUCAUCAGCUUCCAUGAGUCACAGUCUGAUACUCUUAUGAGGAAUAACACCGCCGAUCAGGAUCCGGCACUGAUUGCGUCUUUGUCCUCCUCUGAUGUUCAUAGCCACGCAUCUGAUGCCAAUAUAAGGGUUGGUGAACAUGUUUCAGAGGUAGCCACUCCUCUAUUUACUUCUGAUAUACAUGGCCACAUCUCUGACGCCUAUAUUAGACUUGGCGAACACGUUUCUGAGGUAACCACUUCUCUUCCAACCCCUAAUAUCCAUGGCCAUGCCUCUGACACCCAUACAAGGGUUGGACAAAACAUUUCUGAAGUGACGACUUCCAUCCCCACCCCUAAUAUUCAUGGCCACGCCUCUGACGCCCAUAAAAGGGUUGGUGAACACAUUUCUGAGGUAACAACUCCCAUUCCUACUGCUAACAUUCAUGGCCACGCCUCUGACGCCCAUAUAAGGGUUGGCGAACAUGUUUCUGAAGUAACCACUCAUAUUCCUACUGCUAACAUCCAUGGCCACGCCUCUGAUGCCCAUAUAAGGGUUGGCGAACACGUUUCUGAGGUGACCACUCAUGUUCCCACUGCUAACAUCCAUGGCCACGCCUCUGACGCCCAUAUAAGGGUUGGCGAACACGUUUCUGAGGUGACCACUCAUAUUCCUACUGCUAACAUCCAUGGCCACGCCUCUGACGCCCAUAUUAGGGUUGGCGAACACGUUUCUGAGGUAGCCACGCAUAUUCCUACUGCUAACAUCCAUGGCCACGCCUCUGACGCCCAUAUUAGGCUUGGCGAACACGUUUCUGAGGUGACCACUCAUAUUCCUACUGCUAACAUCCAUGGCCACGCCUCUGACGCCCAUAUUAGGGUUGGCGAACACGUUUCUGAGGUGACCACUCAUAUUCCUACUGCUAACAUCCAUGGUCACGCCUCUGACGCCCAUAUAAGGGUUGGUGAACACGUUUCUGAGGUAACCACAACCACUCCUACUGCUAAUAUUCAUGGCCACGCCUCUGACGCCCAUAUAAGGGUGGGUGAGUUUGUAUCAGAUGUCGCCUCCUCUCGUCCACGUUGGAGUAAAUACGGUCACUCUUCUGACAGCACCCUUAAAAUGGGUUGCGUAAUACCCAAUGCCACCCAUAUGCCCACUCUUUUGCCUGGCAGUGCUUUUGGGCAUGCGUCUGACUCCACACUAACAGCAGGAUGUGUUGUGUCAGGCGUGAACCCACAGCCAUCUCCAAUACCCGGCAGUGAAUAUGGACAUUCCUCUCAGUCCAGCUUGGGAAUUGGGUGUGUGGUCAGUGGGAUUGAGAGCACUCGACCCAGCUCUCUUUACAGCAGUGCCUACGGGCAUUCAUCAGACUCAGCGCUGGGCAUGGGAUGUGUGGUUGGCGGGAUGGUGCCAGGGAGUUUGUAUGGUGACCAACAACCAGCCAAUUCUGAAAAAGCAUCACAAGACACAGAAAACCCAGCAGAUAUCGACACCCAUGCGCCCCCUACUGAUCUCUUCAGUCUGGAUGAGGGUCUGGCUGCAUGGGCUCUGGGCUUGGGUUUGUCUCCUCGUGAGAGUCCAGAAGACCACUAUCUGCUCAGCCUGGCCUGCCAGUAUCAGGUGGAGCACUACCAGGACUCAUACAGCCUGAUGACUGCAGCUCCAGACUCUGAGCCUCUGCUUCAGGUCACUCGGGGCCCGAAUGGUCUGUCCAUGGAACCGUCUCUUCAUCACGCCACUGAUGCCACCGCAGUACAGCAGAGUGAGAUGAUGCCGCUGCCGGUGCUAAUGAAACACUCCGUCACCACACCACUCAUUACACACGUGUCUAUGGUCAAUAAGGCUGUGGUGGAUUAUUUCUUCGUGGAGUUGGCUGUGGAGAAGCAUUUCCAGACUCUCCGGCACUUCCUGCUGAUGGAGGACGGGGAGUUUGCUCUUUCUCUCAGCGAUCAGCUCUUUGAAAAGCUGGGCAGUGGACAGACCCCCGGUGAGCUGCUGACGCCGCUGGUGUUGAACUCUAUCCUCAAUAAGGCUCUUCAGUACAGUGUUCACGGAGACAGUGAACUGGCGGCUCACUUCACGUUUGCUCUGAGAUACCUUCCAGAAAUCUUCCAUCCGCACGCGCCAGACUCUCUCAAUUGCCUCGAGCUGCGGUACAAGGUGGACUGGCCGGUCAAUAUCGUCAUCACGGAGAGCUGUCUGAACAAAUACAACAGACUCUUCUCCUUCCUGCUGCAGCUCAAACACAUGGUCUGGACUCUCCGAGACGUCUGGUUUCACCUCAAGCGCACCGCUCUGGUUAAAGGUGCGGGUCGCUCGGCUCAGUUCCACCAGCUCCAGCUCUACAGACACGAGAUGCAGCACUUCGUGAAGGUGAUCCAGGGCUACAUCGCCAACCAGAUCCUGCAGGUGUCCUGGAGCGAGUUCACACACAAGCUAAGCAGUGCCAGCGACCUGGACGCCAUUCACCGCACACACGCAGAAUACCUCAACAGAGCCAUUUUCAGAGGUCUGCUGACGGAGAAAGCGGCCCCCGUCAUGAACAUCAUCCACAGCAUCUUCAGCCUCAUCCUGAAGUUUCGUGGUCAGCUGGUGGCGCAGCGCUGGGAGCUCCAGCAGGGGGAGCCGGUGCAUCCGGGUUUCAUCGCCAUGCAGCAGUCCUACAACACCUUCAAAUACUACUCGCGCUUUCUGUUCAAAGUGGUGUCCAAACUGGUGGACAAAGGCUAUCAGCCACAUCUGGAGGACUUUCUGCUGCGCAUCAACCUUAACAACUACUAUAAAGACUCCUGAUCUUCCUCAUGUGAGUCAAAGAUCAACCAACAAUCAACUCAAAUCUGUAUUGUUCAGUAUUAUUGUGGUGUGUGAUGUAAAAUAAAAUAUUUAAUUUUCA
Molecule: messenger RNA, 5106 nt
Organism: Danio rerio (zebrafish)
Lineage: Eukaryota; Metazoa; Chordata; Actinopteri; Cypriniformes; Danionidae
Source: RefSeq, a predicted model, not a curated record